Trichophyton rubrum CBS 118892 is the source of this 927-nucleotide messenger RNA. RefSeq lists its product as uncharacterized. The record is from RefSeq and is a predicted model, not a curated record. Bases 1 to 927 code for a protein of 308 amino acids. NCBI's taxonomy places the organism in Eukaryota, Fungi, Ascomycota, Eurotiomycetes, Onygenales, Arthrodermataceae. The transcript is spliced from 7 exons.
AUGUGGGAUUCAAAGUCAACACCGUUCAAGAAGGAGGCGUGGACGGAGUAUGGAAUUGGAGUUGCGGUAAUCUUGCUGCGAAUAGGCGCUAGAUUGAAAAUUGGAGAGCUCGCCAUGCUGGAAUUAAUAGGACGAACCGGGACGAAUAUCGGCCUAUCGGACGCCCAAAGAGCUGCGCUUACCCCGGAUGAAAUUGCAACAUUGGAGUUUGGCACCAAAUGCAAUUUGGCGGGCUGGUUGAUGUAUACAACUCUCAUCUGGUCUCUCAAAGCAUGCAUGCUGUUCUUUUAUGCCCGUUUAACGAUAGGUCUAUACAAGGAGAAGAUGGUCAAGGUUGCUGCAAUAAUAUGCACAUGCACAUAUAUUAUCAGUAUGAUAACCAUCCUAACACAUUGUCAUCCUAUCGAAAAAAACUGGCAGGUCAAUCCAGACCCUGGAGACCUUUGUACCCUGGGUAUUCCGAACUACAUUACAGUAGCAACAACGAAUUUGCUAAAGCUGGUCAUUGGGCUCUUGCUCUGUGGAGGCCUCUUUAUCAUGGUCGCAACUCUUCUCCGUUGUAUUUUGUCCAUCCAGUCCAUCCAUGGUAUCAACAUCAGCACUAUUUGGGCUAUAAGAGAAAGCUUUGUUGCCAUUCUUGCUAUCAAUGCGCCUUGUAUAAAACCAAUAUUCAGCCCCCGGGCCUGGACGGUUACAAGCGACGACUCCUCACCUAGAAAUAGCGAGAACCCAUCCUCGGUGGGGACAAGCAGUCAUCAACUUAGCAAGAUGUCUAAGUCAUCCCGGUUUGACCAGUUAUCUGUUCUCAGGACAGUCGACGAUCACUGUAGUGAGGAACUAUCACUUCCAUACAACCAGGCACAGAUGGGAUUUGCUAGCCAGGCUACUAACAGUGCGCGCGGGGCCACUGCGUUUUCAGAAGACUAG